This is a messenger RNA of Diprion similis, 1542 nucleotides long. Its product is annotated as elongation of very long chain fatty acids protein 7-like. Gene Ontology annotation, cellular component: endoplasmic reticulum membrane. Gene Ontology annotation, molecular function: fatty acid elongase activity. The record is from RefSeq and is a predicted model, not a curated record. Gene Ontology annotation, biological process: very long-chain fatty acid biosynthetic process; fatty acid elongation, saturated fatty acid; sphingolipid biosynthetic process. Bases 184 to 1044 code for a protein of 286 amino acids. Lineage: Eukaryota; Metazoa; Arthropoda; Insecta; Hymenoptera; Diprionidae. The transcript is spliced from 5 exons.
GUAUUGAAUCAGUUUGUGUCAUCGAUAUAUAGUAUGAACUACGCUUAGGCCGGUAAAAUAUGGCCAGCUGAUAGAAAGAGAUAGCGACCGAUAGAGCGAACAUUUUUCGAAGGCCUUUAUGUUGGGAUCACGCAGUCCAUACUAUACGUCGAUGUUAAAGACGCUUGCCGCAUUAUUAACAAAAUGUUAAAUCGCAUUCUCGGAUGGUUUUACCCAUCGUACAACAAUUAUGACCCUAGAACUGCCGAGUGGUUUUUAAUGUCGGGACCAGAGCCUGUAAUAAUUAUAGUGGCGAUGUACCUGUAUUUCUGCACUUCAGCAGGCCCAAGAUUCAUGAGAGACAAGCCGCCCUACACAUUGCGCAAAGCUAUGAUUUUACACAACUUGAUUCAAGUCUUUUUCAACAUUUAUUUAUUCCGAGAGGGCCUAAUGGGAGGCUGGUUGUACGAGUACAGCUACUCGUGUCAACCAAUCGUUUAUUCGAAAAGCCCAUCAGCACUUCGGAUCGCGAGGGCCGCACACCUGUACUUCAUUUGCAAGAUUAUCCAACUUCUAGAUACGGUAUUCGUCGUACUCCGCAAGAAGGACCGUCAAUUAUCUUUAUAUCAUGUUUGUUACCACGUUACAGCAGUUACUUAUUCUUGGAUCGGAGUCCGCUACAUGGCUAAUGGUCAUUCAACGUUUUUGGCACUAUUGAACUGUAUUGUUCUAACAUUUGUGUACAGUUAUUACUUGCUCGCUGCAAUUGGGCCAAAAGUACGUAAGUGCCUUGUGUGGAAAAAAUAUUUGACUGCACUACAAAUCUUACGAUUUGUUAUUGUCGACUUACACACUCUACAAGUAUUCUUCAGCGACUGUGCCGUUCCAAAGUCAAUAGCUCUGGGUACAAUAGUGAUCAGUACUACUUUCACGUACAUGCUAGUAUCAUUUUAUGUUCAGAACUACCAUAAAAGUAACGUGGAUAAUGUGGCGUGCGUAGGUGUCUCAAAAAAUAGUUCCGCCAGUCAGAAAUCUGAUAAAAAAAGAUUUUCAAGUUCAAACUAACCCUGAUCAGUGUGAUCAAGUUACAUGGUAUAUCAAUUGAAAGUAGGGAUGGUUGAGAGUCGUAACGUAAGGAAGCCUUGUCUCAAAGACUAUGGCGUUGUAAUUGAAGAUCCAAAAUCGAUUUCUUAGGAACAUGAAUUUUUUUUAUUCUUUGUACAUCUGUAAUAUGUUAUAUUGAUAAGGUUACAAUGUUCAUGUUUUUAAUGGCUUUGUAAAAUUAUUAUUGCAAUGUUGUCUGUAAAAUAAAGAAUUACCUAUUUUUCAUCAUGCGCUAAAAUUCAGAAUAAUUAACUAUUUACUAAGCCUACAUAUAGAGUGAAUUGCUCACAAUAGAAUGUGCAUUAAAAAUAAAGCUGCGACGAAAAAGUGGGACGCUAAGCGUCCCACCGUGCAUAAAAGGGUUAAGGUGAUUCGAGGGUGUAGAUUCUCGCAGCAUUAAAUUGUAAUAGACGAUGGACCAUUCUAUCGUUGGCAAUUCACUCUGUUUAUUAGUACUGA